CGGUGGAUUAAAUCCGAAAGCUUAUUGAGACCCAUGAAAUAACUCCGACGACGAGAUGAGAUUAAUUGCGUUGAUUUUCAUGUUGUAUUGCCUUUAUCCUCUUCAUGAGUGUCUGGGAAUGCGACACGAGCAGGAGCUACAGGCGACAAGGGAGCGAAAUGGCAAACGCAAGCGAAACACUCGUCCAUUGGUUAGAGACCAGGCAAAGCCAGCUGCAGAGUACGAUGUGUUUGACAUCCACGCCGCUGCUCAGAAUCCAGGCCUGACGUUUGCAUCACCGCCUUUCGUAAGCGGUCCAAGUUAUGGUGCACCAGUUACUUUCGGAGGCCAUCCAGACUAUGCCGACGGGGGAAACCUCAACUUCGGUCAUCUUAACAGAGGUUCUUUCUUGCCGAAUUUCGGUUUCCCAGAUUUCGGAAAUUUUCCUCGUUUCGGGAGCCCAGGCGCACAGAGUCAAGAGCGACCUUAUAUACCACCAGUUUCCAAAGUUCUAAAGGAAGGCAUAAACGCAUUUUUGCCUGCGGGAGCGCAGAAAUAUUCUAAUCCAGGAAUUUCAGUGCCAAGCCAACCGACUCCCUUAGAACCCAUCCUUAAAACUCCAGGAAGUCAAAACCAAUUUGAUGCACUUCGACAAGUCGCUGUUAAUCCACUCCAGACAGCUUUCUCAGCGGCCAUCAAAGACCCAAGUUUGUCGCCAUUGCCGUUCCCUGAACGAAAAAAUUCAAAAGAACAAACUGCAGAAUUGACUAGAAGAGUUGAACAAGAUUUACUUGCAGUUGAGAAAACUUUCACUCCCGAAGAAAAGAAAACCAAAGCAGUAUACGACAAAAUAGAAGGAAUUUCUAAUCCCCCAAGCAUUCCCCCAAUUGUUGUUUCUGAGCCUAGGUUAGAGAACAAAUUACCAGUGCCAGGAGAUAGACAUAAAGUUGGAGAGCCAGAGAAUUAUGUCUCACAUGGCGGAUUUCCAAUUCGCAGCGAUUCCAAACUAUCCCCCUUCCAGCCGUCACCUCCACCUGCUCCUCACACCAGUCAUGCUUCAACUGGAAUCACGAAAGGUGGAACGUCGCCAGACUACGGAGUCGGUCAACAACAAGAUUAUGUCUCGUCUCAGAAGUCACAGGAAACGUCACCGCAGGAUUACGUCCCUCAUCAAGCUUUCCCGAAAGCGGCACAUCCAGGAUACGCUGCACAUCAAACCUUAGGCACAGAUGCACCCCACUCACCUUCUAAGAUUUUACAGAAUGAACAAACAGCUGAAUUUGUUCCACUUCAAACGGGGCCUCGAGACACAUCAGUAGAAUUUAAAUCUCCAAAGAUUAUUACAGCAGAAAAUUAUAAUGAUGGUAAGCAAGGUCCCAUACUGAACGGGCAAAAAAUUCCAACAUUUACUGGAGCUGAUUUGAAAAUUGAGAGAGAUGCAUUUUUAACACCUGGCCCAAAAAGAGGAGAAUAUUAUCCCUUGACAAGGUCUGGUGGGAGUUUUCCCGUUAGAAACCAAGAGAUAUUAUCAGAAAAUCAACAAAUCGAGAAGCCGACGCGACCGGAAAUUUAUGACGUUAGGGAGGCUUCUAGAGAAUCUUCGCAAAGAGAAUCUGGUGCUUACGAAGCACCACGCUCAUCAUCCAAAUUUCCUGUUAUCGAAUACAAGCAAUUCGCACAUCAGCCAGAAAGCCUGAGCACAACCGAGGAUCAGCAUUCGCAGGUGCUUCAGUCGUUCGGUCUCCGUCCGCUGCCGAAACCUCCUACAACAGAAGCGCCCACAUUGUUUUCAGGAACAGAAUUACUUUCGCUGGUGCAAGGGUCGCAUCCCGCUAAACCCACAGCUCCAGCAAACGAUUUUUUGACCGUUGCUAGUACGACUGUUCAAAGUAUCAGGCCAUAUCUACUCGAUCCAGACAGCGACAGUAGUUUAGAUUACGACCGUGUGGAGCCACAAAAAACUCCCACCGCACCAACUAAUGUGUUUCCCAACGAUCACUUCAAGGCACAAUCGGAAUCAUCCCACAUUCUGAAUACGCCUAGUGUACCUUCAGCUUUUCAAGUUAGAAGACAGCCCUCGCCCCAUGACAAACAUGACGUCUACUUGAAUCAUCAGGUGAGAAUAAAUGACAAGUCUUAUGAACAGACUAAAGAUAUAUCGGGUCCGCAGAACUUAUUUCGCGAGCCAGAAUACAAUAGUGACUCCGAUAAAAUUGCAACUGACUUAGGAAACUUUUAUCAAUAUGCUCCAGGAUAUCAAAUUCGUAAGAUUCACGAUUCUCAAGGCUUCAAAGACCCUAAUUCGAUUUACAUCAAACCCACAGAAUUACGGGGACCAGAUCUAAACCCGUCGCCGCACAGGGAGCCGCUUGACGAUGAACCGACUUCAUUCGAACAACUACCUCUACAGAGGCCUAUAAAAAGAGAAAGUUUUGAUGCACUUGACGAAAGGCAGACAAUCAACUUUACUUUAACGACUGAUAGAAAAGACCCGGUUUUUAUAGAGCAGCUUGACAGUUGUGGAAAAGAAGGCUGUGGACACGGAUAUGAUAAACAAGUACCGACUGUCGGUAUUGAAGGUACAGACAAAGGAAUCAAAGAGAUGCUUGAAAAGACUGGAUUCGUUGCCACAGAAGUAAGAAUAACUCCAUACCUUUUCCCUCGAGAUCGAAAAGAAUUUUUUCCUGAGAAUGUGAGUCCGGAAGUAAAACAUUUCAAUCUCAAUGCUGGUAAGGUGAUAAAAAAUCCUUUAGACCAUUUAUAUGAGCGCGGUUACGAAGCAGAGUCACAACUACGCAGUCCAGUAUCGGACUUCGAGGAGGUCAGUAGUGUCCUGGAACAUGAUAAGAAGGUAUCGCUAACAGUGCAAAAAGUCCUAGGUGAAGACGAAGCUAAGCUACAGAAUCCAGCGAAAGAAACACUCAUUCCGGCCCUGAUACCGGAAAUUUUGCCUCAGUCACUCAAACCCGUCGUUGCCAAAGACCUGAAAUUUGAACGUGAAUUAUUGGAAGAUGGUACUUCACAAGUUUUUUACACCCCCAUAAAUUUGAAAUUCAACGUGAAAUCAGAACAAAAUUUGUCCCUCCCCCAAUCUGCACCGUUUGAUUCCCAACGGACACCUAAAGUAAAAUUUGGUCAAACUAUUUUUGAGGGAGGGAAAAUCGCUUCUCAAAUAAAUUUAAACCUCAAAAAUGAUGACAUGUUUGAUACACUGAAAAAGAAUAUAGCACAGAAUAUUUCCGGGCGUCAUUUUGUUGUUGAUAACGAGAAUGAACGUGGGCAAACGUAUGUUUCUGACAGUCGAAGAAAAUUUCAGUCGAAAAUAAUCCAGAAUAUCGUUACGCAACCAGCAGUUGAAGAACAAAUACCUGUACCAGAAUUUUCAAUACCCGACCGGGGCACCUCAUUGGCCCCGCAUAUCACAGAUGUAGAACGGGCCCAACUAAGCUUUUACAAUGGCCAUCCUCUUCUGAGAAAUUCUUCAUUGGAAAUUUCUUCACUACAUUCAUUAUUCUUCAUAAGCCCACCACCCCCUUCAAAAAGUCGAACCGAACAUACCAACAAUCCAAAGCUCACUCCAAAUAAUUAUACAGUCAAAUCUAAGUUUGAAGCACCGACAGAUGGAGGUCUGGACCCAGAAGAAGCAACGCAAGUUUCGAGCUUCAUCCCACAGGGUCCUGCUGUUGAACCGAAAAUCACCACUCAUCGUGCACUGGGCCUAGCAAGUGUCCCGCUUGGUCCUCAGAGUGUUACAGAACCUUCGGAGCCCAUACGAAAGACGCAAAAUGAGGGCUUAUCAUACACGAUUCAAUGGCAUAAGACCGGUGCGCCAGCAUCAUCUAAUCAUCCUAUUUCCUCUUCACUCAAGGAAAAUAGCGAAAACUAUUUAACUAACUCACCUCGUAAAGUUCAGAACACAAGUACGUAGCUCAUCCCAACUCCGGCUUUUGUUGGAGAUACUUGUAUUCAUACUUAAUGACAUAACAUUCAAUUAGUAGUUGAAAAUGCUUAAGAAACAUUUAGGACACCCCCGCGCUCAAUAGUUAAAAAUCCAGCAUGAACAUUCAAAUGACCCAUUUUCUUUCAUUCUGAUCAUAAACGAAACGAGUAUUUCUUUCAGUUAAUAUCUAUGACAUACAAAGUCAUAAUAAUCAAUACAUGUAAAAAAACUAUACAACAUCAAAUUCAACAUUUGAAAAAACAUAAAACAAACCAUGAACAAGAUAUAGGAACUAUCCUACAGCUAUUCAUGUUGUUUGAAUAAAUAUAUUGAGAUUGAUCAUAUAUAUCGCUAAUUAUCAUACGCAAGAUUGAUUUUUAACAAAUUUGAUUCAGUUGAUUCAUCUUGAGUUUUUGAAAAAAAAUGAAGCAGAUUCUGCGCUGAUUUGAUUGAGCCUGGUAGAGAAAAUUUUGAAACAACUUCUAAAAUACAGUCUCGAUUACAAUUUUCUAGAGAUAAGAGGUUAGUGUGCUACAUUCAAAUUCUUACUAGUUUCUGGGGGUUAGGAACCCGCAACUUGCUGCUUCAAUCGUUAUAUUCUCAGCCACCUUGCCAUCUCGCCCAUUUGACAAGAACUGUCACAAGAAGCUAGGAUCGAACCCACAUCUCAUUGCUCCAAUCCUGCUGAUACCCUAAUCUGUAACCACUGGGCUUCUCUGCUGAUACAAGUGAAGAUUCAAAAGACACCCAGUUAACC
Messenger RNA from Hyalella azteca, 4676 nucleotides. RefSeq lists its product as uncharacterized. Bases 56 to 3907 code for a protein of 1283 amino acids. The record is from RefSeq and is a predicted model, not a curated record. NCBI's taxonomy places the organism in Eukaryota, Metazoa, Arthropoda, Malacostraca, Amphipoda, Hyalellidae. The transcript is spliced from 3 exons.